CAAAUAAAUUCAUUUGAGAAAUUCUUGUGAGAUCUCAUAAGUUUAUAGGGUCAUAAAAUUAAAUAACAUAAGAACAAAAUUUUGAAAAGGCAGAAUUUAUGUUGAAAGGUCAAACUUUCAGCCAAAAAAAAUUAAUCUGGCGAUAUAACAUGAAGGUAUUUCAGUCUCUAAAUGCUAUAAUGACAUAGAGGUAAGAAAACUAAUGGUUCAGCUAUUUUUAUCAUCUUUACGUAAGAUUCCUAUGCUAUCAUAAAGUGUAUAUUUAUAAGGUGUGUUUUUAACAAAUAAUAAACAAAAUCAGAGUUUGUGUAUCUUCUCAGUGCAAUGACAAAGAAUCUUUGCCUAGGACCUUGCUGUCAUCCUUGUCCAAAGAAUUGGGUCUGGUUCCGAUGCAGUUGUUAUUACUUCUCCAAGGAGCAGUUAUCUUGGAGGCAGAGUCAAAAUGUCUGUUUAUCUCUAAAUUCCAGCCUCCUAAAGAUAAACAGAGAUGAGAUGAAUUUCUUCUCUUUGAACUCUUUCUUUUGGAUUGGAGUCUACUAUAAUGAAACUUUCCAUCAGUGGGUAUGGGAAAAUGAUUCAGCUCUGCCCCCUUAUUUGUUUCAGCUUCCUGGACCUCAAAUGCAACAAACUUGUCUAUCUUACAAAUCAAAAGAAACUUAUUUUUCUGAACGAUGUAAAGAGAAACAAGGCUACAUUUGUAAGAAGCACCUUAUUUAUCCUACAAUGUCAUCGGAGAGAUGAAAGUUACUUUUUUUAAUCCCAUGUCCUGACAGCACUGCCAAGCUUUAUAGAUAAAAUAAUGUAAAUUUAUAUCUUUGAUAUAAUAAAAAUGAUAUCUAUACAAAUACA
Messenger RNA from Ictidomys tridecemlineatus (thirteen-lined ground squirrel), 849 nucleotides. NCBI's taxonomy places the organism in Eukaryota, Metazoa, Chordata, Mammalia, Rodentia, Sciuridae. The record is from RefSeq and is a predicted model, not a curated record.